This is a messenger RNA of Colletotrichum destructivum, 261 nucleotides long. RefSeq lists its product as uncharacterized. The coding region runs from base 8 to 259 and encodes 83 amino acids. The transcript has a single exon. Lineage: Eukaryota; Fungi; Ascomycota; Sordariomycetes; Glomerellales; Glomerellaceae. The record is from RefSeq and is a predicted model, not a curated record.
CGCCAUCAUGGCUUCCUCCCUUUCUAACAUCCUGCACCCCAUCACGCGUGACACCGAGAGAGUCGACACUCUGAUAUUCGGGUCGCAGACCAUCAAUGCUCUGCUCUUUCACCAUCCUUCACUAACCAAACAGCUGAAGCGCGAGUCGGUCGUUGAUGGUAUUGUGGCCUACAAAGCCGUAGGCUUUACGGUUGGCUUCCCAAGAGUCGUUCUUGCGCCACCUCCCGCUGUAUUGUUCCGUCAUUUCACAAAUCAUUGACG